CUGGUCACAGGUCAGUGCUCAUACUUAUGUGCGUAAAUAAACCUAAGUACAGCUGAAAUACUAUCACUGCUACACGAUACCUGUAUUUCCCAGGGGUGUUUGUUGUCCGUCACGCGUACGUACCUUGCCUAGGUACAGGCAGAUAGUCCGACAAGGCUGAAGGCUGAAGCGACUACAUCCGUUUCCGAUUAGGCAUGUUUACUGUACAUGGAGAUUGCAAUGGAUUCCAAAAAGAACACAUGACUAGUGUGAAGAGGAGGCGUGUGGAGGAAGAACGCGAGAUGAACGGGACCAUGUCAAAUAACAACACAGUUGGGGAGCAACCCUCCGCAAGAUGCAGGAACUUUCUGCGCCUUGCUAGGAAUCCGUGUGUGCUACAGUCAGAACAAUGGAAGCCAGGAUACGAGACCCUCUACACACCACUGCAGGAGGAUGUAAUGAUCAACUUGCGUCAUACGGAGCAAAUAUCCUUCAGCUCUGGAUGUUUCUUUAUUGCCGACAUGGCCGGAAACUACCUCAAGAAAGACUCAGGUAAUGUAAUUAAUCUAUGGAGAUAUGACAAUGAAGCGAGACGUCUGUAUGUCGCACGCUCACUUCUAUUUACCAACUGGCAGGUCUAUGAAGAUUGUCUGUCCCAACUAGACUUCACCUGAAGCUACACUACUCACAUCGCCAAGUAUUAUAAUGCCAUGGCACAGCAUAACCAGAAGUAAACUGCCAAGCUGCCACUGGGUAUGCUAGUGGAAAUCAGGGUGAGAACGUGAAAUUAAUGUACGUAUGUUUUUAGGUCGAUUGUUUUACACACCGAUAACGGAGUUUUACAAGCCAUUUUAGAAUGAGUGUUUUAGAUAAUUAUAUCCUUCCAUAUUCAGUUAAUGAACAUUUACAAUGCAUGUAAAUUCCUAAAAUUUGCAUCUUUAACUUGUGAGCCUUUGUGUAUAACUGUUCUUCAUUCAUUUAGUUUUGUUGUUAGAAAAUCUCUCUCUGAAACACAUCAUGUAUAACUAGUUUUCAUAUAAUAAUAUCGGGAGUGUAUAGAUAAUAAUAAUAAUAAUAAUAAUAAUAAUCUAUUAUUAUACACUCCUGAUAAUGUGUAGCUAUUUUUCAGUACAACAUUAUAGUCAUAAUUUUUUCUUGACGUUUGGUACCUUUCUUGAUGUUUGAGUGAAUUGUAUACUAACACGUUUAUAUUUGUGUGCAUUUUCGAUGGUGCUGAACGCUUGACAUUUUCCAAGUUGUGGUUGUACAUAAUUAUGUCGAUAUGUGGAUGGGAAAUAUAGCUAGCUUUGCGUGUGUGCACGUCUAAGUAUUGUCAGUGUAAAUAUAGUAAUCUCCUGGCUAGGAUUAUGUGUAGAAUAUGGAACGAGACACUAUAGAAAAUCAGAGAUUUAUAUAAUUAAUGGAAAGUUUUUAUGCUGCACAUAUCAUCAUUUAUUAAUUUUAUAGCUUUGCAUUUAUAUUGGUGACUGUCAAAAUAUAACUGUCAGCCCAAAAUAGAA
Messenger RNA from Priapulus caudatus, 1499 nucleotides. RefSeq lists its product as uncharacterized. The record is from RefSeq and is a predicted model, not a curated record. The coding region runs from base 195 to 653 and encodes 152 amino acids. Lineage: Eukaryota; Metazoa; Priapulida; Priapulimorpha; Priapulimorphida; Priapulidae. The transcript is spliced from 6 exons.